AUGUGCGGAAAUGAACCGGCAGCCAAUAUCAAAGUCAAACUCUACGAUGAUGAUAGUGGUCCUGAUUUGGAUGAUUUGAUGGCUGAAGGAGCGACGGAUUCUUUGGGUCAAUUCCUUUUGCAUGGAACCGCUUCAGAAGUUAUGACUAUUGAUCCAAAACUCAAUAUCUACCACGAUUGCGAGGAUGGAGCGCCAUGUCAACGCAAAGUUUCGAUUCAUUUGCCACCGAGUUAUGUCACAGAUGGAAGAGAUGCUCCAGAUCGUUAUUUUGAUAUCGGUGUUUUGAAUUUGGAGGCAAAAUUCGAAGGAGAGGAAAGAGAUUGCAUUCAU
Mesorhabditis belari is the source of this 330-nucleotide messenger RNA. NCBI's taxonomy places the organism in Eukaryota, Metazoa, Nematoda, Chromadorea, Rhabditida, Rhabditidae. The record is from the annotation of a GenBank genome assembly.